UCCGGGAUUGAACCCCUUCCGCUCUUUCCUUCCUCCGGACCACGGAGGGCAAGCGCCGCCGCCUCUGCCUAUUCCCCAUCGGCCGAUAGGCGCAAGCGCCCCAGCGCCGCCAUCCGACCGCCGGCGCUGGUGAGGGCAUCCUUCAUCCCUCCGUCUAAAUCCUCUGUCGUUAUUCCUCCUUGUCCACCAGCUCGGCCCCUCGGGUCUCUCUCCCAUUUCCCCCCCAAAACCGACCGCGAAAAGCCGAAACCCUCGCCUCACCACCACCGCAGCAAUGGCCGGAGAAGACGCCGCCGCCGCGCUUUCCGCAGGAACCGCGACGCUGCACAAUCCUCUCAAGAAGGAAGUGGAUGACGAAGACGACGAGGACAACGUGCCGCUGGCCUUCUCUCGACCCAAGAAGAAAGCGAGCGCGGCGAGUGCCUCCAAGGUCAAGAAGGAGGAGGAGGACGACGAUGACGACGUUCCGCUUGCGCGUUCUCGGGCCAAAAAGGCGAGCAAUGGGGGUGCAAAGAAGGAGAAAAAGAUGGAGUACGAGGAGGAUUACGAGGAGGAGGAAGAAGAAGACGACGACGACGAGGACGAAUAUGAGUACACUCCGAUUUCGAGUUCAAGGGCCAAGAAGGGAAAUGAGAAGCAGAAAAGCACUAGCAAUAGCAAGGUGAAGACUUCUAAAGUAAAGAAAGAAGAAACCGGUUCCGAUGAUGAAUGCAAGCCAAAAUCACAGAAGAGAAGUGCAGCUGCGAGUAAGCCCAAGGUCUCCAAGACUAAGAAACCAAAAGAUGAAUAUGAUACAAAGGAGGAAAAGAAAAUAAAGAAGGAAGUUGGUAUCAAGAAAGCUGAAAAGAAGGCUGCUGGGGUGAAGAAGGAGGGGGCUGCUGAGGUGAAGAAGGAGGGGGCUGCUGCGGUGAAGAAGGAGAGGAAGGUGUAUGAAUUGCCAGGGCAGAAACAUGAUCCUCCUCCUGAAAGGGAUCCACUGAGGAUAUUUUAUGAAUCACUCUAUGAGCAGGUGCCCGAUAGUGAAAUGGCUGCAUUCUGGUUGAUGGAAUGGGGUUUGCUACCGCUGGAUGUGGCUACAGAGGUCUUUGCAAAGAGACAGGCUCUGAAACUGAAGUCCCCUGUCAAACCACCUUCUGCACCGAGAAGGGCAAGUUCUCCAACCAAGGUACGGCUGUUAGGUGACAAGAAAACCAACUCAGGUACAAAGGGAAAACCCAUGGCGCCAAAGAAGAGGAAGGCAUCUAGCGACACAGAUGACGAUGACGACGAUGGCUUUGUCAAAACCAACUCAGCCACAAAGGGAAAAACCACAGCACAAAAGAAGAGGAAGGCAUCUAGCGACACAGAUGACGACGAUGAUGAUGACUUUGUCAAAACCAACUCAGCCACAAAGGGAAAAACCACAGCACAAAAGAAGAGGAAGGCAUCUAGCGACACAGAUGACGAUGAUGAUGAUGACUUUGUCAAGACCAACUCAGCCACAAAGGGAAAAACCACAGCACAAAAGAAGAGGAAGGUAUCUAGCGACACAGAUGACGACGACGAUGAUGACUUUGUCAUGUCUAAGAAGCCCAAGAAGCAAAAGAUCUCUAGCUAGGCAUCUGAUCAUUAAACAAGGUGUGCCCUUUGUUUACCAUUGACAUUGUGCUGGAUCAGUAUGAACGUUAGGAAACAAUGAGUAAUCGUAAUCUUGAUCUUGUCCUUCCAUGCACUGACGCUGUGAUGAGUAUGAACCUCUGGAUCAAAACUAUUGAGGUGUAGCAGUACCUGCCCAGUGAUUGGUAUUUUGUGUCUUCCAUCGUGAA
Molecule: messenger RNA, 1805 nt
Organism: Hordeum vulgare subsp. vulgare (domesticated barley)
Lineage: Eukaryota; Viridiplantae; Streptophyta; Magnoliopsida; Poales; Poaceae
Product: nucleolar protein dao-5-like
Exons: 6
Coding region: 275-1597 (440 amino acids)
Source: RefSeq, a predicted model, not a curated record